Molecule: messenger RNA, 1359 nt
Organism: Ilyonectria robusta
Lineage: Eukaryota; Fungi; Ascomycota; Sordariomycetes; Hypocreales; Nectriaceae
Product: butyryl-CoA dehydrogenase
Exons: 1
Coding region: 1-1359 (452 amino acids)
Biological process (GO): butyrate catabolic process; fatty acid beta-oxidation using acyl-CoA dehydrogenase
Molecular function (GO): flavin adenine dinucleotide binding
Source: RefSeq, a predicted model, not a curated record
AUGAAUUUUGAGCUCCCUUCUGAGGUGCAGGACUAUCUGUCGCGUCUCGAUGCCUUCAUCAACGAGAAAAUACUUCCCCUCCAACGCAAAGACGACAACGAGCGUUUCUUUGACCAUCGCCGUGAAGCUUCACGGACGCAAUGGAACAACCAAGGCUUGCCGGAAGAGGAUUGGGAAGCGCUCCUACACCAAACUAAGCGGCUCGCGGACGAAGCAGGCUUUUACCGCUUCCCAUGCCCCAAGGAAUACGGAGGAUCAGGCCAUACAUCAUUGAAUCUGUACAUGUGCGCCAUUCGUUAUCACCUGGCCUCCCAUCCUGUCUACGGAGGCGGCGUGAGCCUCGCCAACGAUCUGCAGAGCGAGCACAGCGUUGUGGGUAACAACCCGUUUGUCAUUAUGCUGCAUCACUAUGGUACUCCGGAGCAGCAGAAGCAGCUUAUUCCUGCGAGUAUCAGCGGCGAGAUGAAAGCUACCUUUGGCUUGACCGAGAUUGACCAUGGCUCUGAUGCCACGCACAUGGAGACAACUGCUAGGCCGAUUACCCUUGUGUCGGGUGAGGCUGGAUACGAAAUCAACGGCAACAAGAAGUGGCAGACGGGCAUGCACCAUGCCAGCUGCUGCGUCAUCUUUGCUCGGACUUCUGGAAAAGCUGGUGAUGCCAAGGGUAUCACGGCUUUCCUUGUGCCCGGAGACACGCUCGGUUUGACUAUCACUUCAUAUGAAUGGACGCUCAACAUGCCUACCGACCAUGCAACCAUUAUGCUUCAAAACGUCUGCGUUCCGGCAUCUGCUAUUCUUGGUCCACUGGACAAUGGCCUCGCGAUCGCUCAAACAUUUACACACGAAAACAGAAUCCGCCAAGCUGCGUCAAGUUGUGGUGCUGCCCGAUACUGCAUUGAUCGCAGUGUCGAGCAUGCCAACAAGCGCAAGGUGUUUGGAAAGCCCUUAUCCUCCAACCAGGCAAUCCAGUGGCCGCUUGUGGAACUCUCUACUCAGGUAGAGAUGCUAAGACUCCUGAUCCUCCGUACGGCGGUGGAAAUGGACCAGCUUACCGCCCAGGUAAAGGAAAUUGGGAGUGCAUCGCCCUGGGUAUCGAUUGAGAGACAGCUGGGCCACAAGAUCAGCAUGUGUAACUUCUACGCGAACCGGCUCGUUGGAGAAGCAGCCGAUCGCGCCAUUCAGGUCCAUGGUGGCGACGGUUACUCUAGACAUCUUCCUUUUGAGCAUAUUUGGAGACAUUUCCGCCGCUAUCGGAUCACCGAAGGGAGCGAGGAAGUGCAGAUUCGGAAAGUCGCCGCUUAUUUGUUUGGGUACAAGACCACGGGUGUGGAAGGUGAUAAGGGAGAAGCCAAGUUGUAG